CAUGCGAUCACAUCGAUGGUUCAUGUACUUGUGAACCUGGAUGGAUCGAAGCCAUAUGCGAUGAAAGGUGUGUUCGAGGUUUCUUUGGACAAGAUUGUCUGGAACUUUGCGUGUGCCAGAAAAACGCAUCAUGCAGCCACAUCGAUGGAUCAUGUACCUGUUCGUCCGGAUGGGUUGGUGACAUAUGUAAUCAGCAAUGUCCUGAGGGGUUCUUUGGUAGUGAAUGCUUAGGGCAAUGUCAUUGUGAAAAUGGUGGAGCUUGCCAUCAUGUCGAAGGAUCAUGCCUCUGUACACCAGGCUGGGUUGGACCUACGUGUGGAGACUGGUGUGAAGAGGGUUUCUACGGCCAAGAUUUUCAAGAAACAUGCUCGUGCCAAAAUGACGGAACGUGUCACCAUGUCAAUGGAUUCUGUAUUUGUCAAUCUGGAUUCAUAGGAUCCAUGUGUGAAGAAACAUGCCCUCUAGGAUAUUAUGGGUACAACUGUGUGGACGCAUGUACUUGUCGUAACAUCGCAUCGUGCAAUCCAAUGGAUGGUUCGUGUAAUUGUCCUCCUGGAUGGGUCGGUUUACAGUGUAAUGAAUCGUGUUCAAGGGGUUACUAUGGACAUAUGUGUCAAGAGCCUUGUGGAUGUCAAAACGAUGCAGAGUGCAAUCACAUAGAUGGGGCGUGCACUUGUCAGCAAGGAUAGAUCGGGGAUUUGUGUGACGAAAGCUGCUCUUCUGGUAACUAUGGUCACCAAUGUUCUCUUGUCUGCCAGUGUCAAAAUGGCGCUGCCUGUCAUCACGUAGAUGGCUCUUGUGCCUGUUGAGCUGGAUGGAUGGGGGAGAUCUGUGCCACACCUUGUCCAGAAGGCUGAUUCGGUUCCAACUGCACCGAGCUCUGCCGCUGUGAAGAAAAUGGACGUUGUAAUGCUGCUGAUGGGUCGUGCUCAUGCGAUCGUGGUUGGGAAGGCAUGCAUUGUGGACAACAGUGCCCUCAAGGGUCCUUUGGACAGAAUUGUGCAGAGAAAUGUUCAUGUCAGCAUGGCGGUUCAUGUGAUCCGGUGGAUGGAUCAUGCUUAUGUAAUGCUGGAUGGGGAGGGCCCAACUGCGCUGAAAGCUGUCCCGAUGGCACAUUCGGUAACGGUUGUUCCGAAGUAUGCGCAUGUAACCAGCACGGUACUUGUGAUCCAGAAGUUGGAUGCGUGUGUGACGCAGGAUGGUUAGGUCAGGAUUGUAACAGUGCCUGUCCUGAUGGCACGUAUGGUCUGAAUUGUUCUUCGACAUGCGACUCUUGUAGCACGAACAGUUCGUGUAAUAAGGAACUUGGCUGCUUGUGUGACCCAGGUUUUACUGGUCCUAGUUGCGAGGAACUGUGCGCCAAUGACACUUACGGCCCAGAUUGUGCCCAUACUUGCGCAUGUAUGAACGGUGGGGUUUGUGAUCCCGUCCUUGGGUGCAUAGACUGUGUUCCAGGAUGGAUAGGUGUCGGGUGUAAAGAUAUAUGUCAAGACGGUACCUUUGGUCUCCAUUGCAGCUCGGUGUGUAACUGUCAGCUGACUGACUUCUGUGAUCCAGAGACUGGAUACUGCCAAGUACUCAACGUUGCUGCUGCUGAGACCAAAGAGCCGAGACACAAACAAGACCAGUUAGGAGUAAUCACUGGUGUCACCGUCGGGAGUGCUAUAGUGAUAUUUGUUGUUGUUGCAGUCAUUGCCUACGUCAUUCGACGAGUAAAGCACCGACCACCACAAGCAAUUUACAGUGUUCCAAAGGCCACAGCUGCUCGUUCUCAUCGGAUAGACAGUAAUGGUGAUAAACCAGACGAACUCAAUCAUAACUCAUUAGGCAAACCGGGAUCGCAGUCGGAUUGGAAGUCAACAUCGAAUGGUGAUACGGGAGAGACACGUCAGCAGUACUUGGAAGGAAGCGUCGAGGUCAUCAGCGUUAGCAUGCCACAAGAUGACAUCGUCGAGCGGGAAUCCAGCUUAUAAUAUCCUACGAGUCAUUGUGUGUGGCUGCUCUAAGCAUAUAUUUAAAAAAUUAAAAACUACAUGAAAUACCCAAUCGUUUGUAGCUCCUUUAUGCUCUAUAUUCCUAAAACAAAUUGGACCCAAAUUGGACCAAAAGAUUCCCUGUGGAAAAGUGCUCUUCUUAUUUUCAUACAAGGUAAACGAUGAAAGAGGUACAUUUUUUUCAAUCCAAUAUGCCUCGCCCUUUAGGCGAUUACAAUAACUCUGCACCGGGAAAAUCCAUGUAAAUGUUUGGCAAUAGUUCCAAACAUUGCUCAUUCAUUGCUACUGCAUACUAUCUUGUAUAAUAAUCAUGAUGAAAACUGUCAGUUGAGUAAGUUGUAGUCCACGAGAUGAUUGUAAUGUUCUUACCAAAGAAAUAUUGAUACAUUAAGUGGGCUUGUUUCCAAGAUGAUAUGAUAAACCAUUGUCUACGCUACCAUUCUACCAUUUUUGUUUUCGGUUUUAUUAUGUUCAUAGCAAGCACAAAGUGCUCGCUUAUCAGUGCAAUGUCAGCUCAGAUGGUUUAAUAUUAUUAGUGAGUUCUUUAUUUGUUGUUCUUUGUUUUGGGGGACGGGUGACGAAAAUAUCCGUAACAGCCCUCCUCGUACCAGUUAUUACGAAAAUGCCUUUAGUUUUUUUCCAACAGCUCUGGCGUAGCUCCAGGGGGCACUUGUCUCGCCCCAUAUAAGGAACUGAUAACAUAAGGUGGACGUAUAUGAAAAAGAAAAAAAGAAAGAGAAAGACAAGGAAACGGGAAGGGAUAUUGUGUGUGUGAAAAUAAGAUGGUACGACACCCUCCAACACUCGAUUGCCGUGUUCUCUCGCAUUUCAUUGCCGAGCAAGAUCGGUGUUCAGCCCCCACAAAGAAGGGCACCUUUAGUAAAUGGAUUUUCGCUACGCUAUUUUCCACCACUAUACAUGUAUAUCUUCAUGCUAGUAAAUAUACAUGUUCUACUAUUGCCAUUUUGUAGAAUAUCAUGUGGUAGAAGUGUCUAUCUACGAGAAAGUGCAGUUGAUAUUAGGCAUAUCAAAAAGACGUUUGUAAAUAUUUUGUUUAUAUUUUAUAUUUUCCGUAUAAAGGUGAGGAGGGCGGUAAUUAGAUAUUGCUGUACUGUUCGUGUCAUUUACGCAGUCUUUAGGUGUUGAUGCUCAGGUAUAUACGUAAAUCAUAUUGCUUU
Molecule: messenger RNA, 3172 nt
Organism: Strongylocentrotus purpuratus (purple sea urchin)
Lineage: Eukaryota; Metazoa; Echinodermata; Echinoidea; Camarodonta; Strongylocentrotidae
Product: multiple epidermal growth factor-like domains protein 11
Exons: 4
Coding region: 954-1973 (339 amino acids)
Molecular function (GO): scavenger receptor activity
Source: RefSeq, a predicted model, not a curated record